UUGUGUUAUUUCCGGUAAACAGAAAUCCAACGCUCGAUAAAAAUGCGAUAGUGCACUGAGCUUCUUUUUUCAAUUUCACAACAGCUUUACUUUGCCAAGGAAGAAAAGAUUGUUGUAAGGUGAAUAAACCUCAUAAAACUAUAACUUAUAUUAUGUAUAAAACGUAAAUUAGUUACAAGCUACUGUAUAGUUACUUUAAGAUUCAUUCAUCCUUUGUAAUUUUUCAUUCUAUUAUUUCAUUAUGUAUUUUCAUCAUGUUUAAAAACAGCUAGUAUUCAUAAAUGAACUAAGUUUAUUCAAAUAUGUUAUUUUUACGUAUUAACUAUUUUAUCUUACGUACGUCGAUAAAAUAAAGUCUCAUUUUUUGGACGAUACCAGAGAGACGUGCAAAUACAGACUACCUUUUUCAUACUAACUCUCCUAAACAAUCUAUUACCAUUCAACGUAUGCUACCUAUGAUUAAAGUUUCAACGUCGGAAGAAAAUUGUAUCAACUUACAUGUCGUUCCUACUACUUACGACAUCAAUUAUUAAUUAGAUCAUAAAUCGAAAAUAGACGAAAUGAAAAGGAAUAUGUACGAAAUGAUGACAUCAAUAGAAGGAAUGCAUUAUUUUCUCUUUGGAAUUACAAAGCUCUGUUUCUGAUACAACAGUUCUUAUCCUGAUAACAUCAGUGUUGAAAAUACUUCGGCUGAAGAGGGAAAGCGAAUAAAACCUUAUGUUUUAGUAUUUAACCUAUAAUAUUGACAUAAAAAAUUCCCUAUUGGGGAACUUUAUUAAGACAUAUACGAGAAAGGGUUUUAGUCGUAGACGUAUCCAAUUUCAUAUGAGCAAAGAUGAAAGAGCUAUCAAAUACAUUCGAUUAUUACAUACUACCGAACAAAAUCCUUUGUAGUAUAGUUGGAAUGUGGCCCAUCGAACAGGAAAGUUCGACGUGUACCAAAAUAUUUUCAUAUGUCCGUUUAACAUUCACACUAGUAUCACUCAUUAGUGUUUUUGUGCCCGAAAUUAUGUUGAUAGCAGUGAAUUGGGGAGACAUAGAGAUUCUGGCAGGGGCAGGAAGCAUUGUAACCACGCUCGGACAAACGUUGUUCAAAAUGUUUUACCUAAUAGCAAGAAGAGAAAGAUCGUAUAUGCUUUACUACGAAAUAAAAAGUUUGUGGGAUACUGCCAACGAUUCGAAAGAAAUACAAUCUUACACACAGUUCGCUUAUUGGGCACGUAUUUGUACGAUAGUUUUUUAUUCAUCCUGCGUGUGCAAUGUGAUCACUUUUUCCAGCGCUGCAGCUGUUGAUUAUUUUAGAUUUGACUACAACGCUAGUGGUACAAGUAACAAUCGACAUUUACCUUUUAUCGUCUGGUACGGCACAGACAUUUCAGCAUCUCCCAAGUUCGAAAUCGCUUUCAUUUGUCAACUUUUAUCAGCCGCAUUAUCUAUCACUUCAAUCGCUGGUUUGGAUUGCUCAUUUAUGACCACGAUGUUACAUGUGUCUGCUCAAUUUAAAUUAAUCAAUACCUGGAUCAGUAAUAUAGGAACUGAAAUAAAUUGCAAUCCAAAUUACAAGCAAAAGAUAAAGGUAGAUCUAACGAGAUGUAUUCGACAUCAUCAGCGAAUAAUACAUGUGGUGAACGAGGUGAAUAAUUUAUUAACACCUAUCGUUUUCCUGCAAAUUCUUACUAGCGGAAUAGAAGUUUGUUUAAGUGGGUAUGCAAUUCUCGAUACCGGGAAAGCAGAAGCCGAUCUAGUGAAAUUUAUAUGUUAUUUCAUUUCCAUGGCGGUACACCUCUUAUUAUGGUGUUGGCCUGGUGAAAUCCUCGUUCAAGAAAGUCAAGAAAUAGGUCAUGCAGUCUAUUUCAAUGUACCGUGGUACGAUUUACCGCCAAUUUAUCAGCGAUACCUUUGCCUUAUGAUUGUUAGGGCGCAACAAUAUUCCAGUAUUUCAGCAUUAACUUUCCAAACGUUGUCUAUCCAUACAUUAACGGCCGUGAGUAAUUUGAACGAAGUAUUAAACCGUGUAGAAUUUAAAAAUGUAAUAUUUUUACGUCGAAAAAGAAAUCAAUUCUUACGAGAUUAGAAAGUAAAGCAAUGAAGGUAUAAAAAGUUUGAUUUCAGGUAUUCAACACAGCUGCAUCGUAUUUUACCUUAUUACAACAGAUACAACAAACGUAAACUUCAAAAAGACGAGGAAGGCAAUCUAUAAUUUCGCUCGUAUUAAAAACAAUUCCUAUCGAAAAUAGUCGGAUGUACAUCCAUAAACGUAUAGCAUCUUCAUACAAUUAUCCUGUAGUUAAUUAAAAGAGUAAAUGUUCACUCCUUAUCCUACCUAACAUUAUUCUUCGAUUGAAUGUAGAUCUUUUUUUUAUUUAACCAAUGUAAUCUCCAUCGUUAUUUACAUUACAUAAUGUUUACAUACAUAAACUUGGCCUUAAUAUUCAUAUCUUGUUAUGGAUCUAGAUUAAUAGGUUGAAGCUUUCCAGGAACAAGUGUAUAAUUAUGCAAAUUGCUAUUGUGGGAUUAUGUCGUAUUACAUUACAUAAUAAUGGCAGACAGUAAUUCAAUUUCUGGAGUUUUAUAAUGAAGCUUUGUUCCAGUCUGUGGAAUACUGACAUUGUAACAAUAGAUGAUUUAUGUUCUGCCUCUCAUAACCAUAUUGACAUUAGGGUCGCUUAUUAUACCUGCUCGGUCUAAUGAGAAGGACAGGUUGUAAUGGCUUGACCGGUAUUGUUGAUUGUCCUUGUGAUUUUUUGUUUUAGAUUUUUUCCCAACAUACCAUCGUUUGGACUUUUAGUUCUGAAAAUGUGGAAGGUUUGUAAGGGAAAUUUUGGAGAGAUGAUUGACUUGGCUGCAAGUUUUUCCAGUAUCCUAUUUGCAGCAUUUAUAAUUUACGAUUGAAGACUCUUUUAUGUUACUGUGAGCACCUUUUUUAUAUUUGGUCAAUUUCGUACGUGGAUAAAACGAAGCCUUAUUUUUUGGCUGUCGAUAUGAGAGAUAUGUGCAAAUACAGACUAACUUUUUCAUACUGACUCUCCUAAAAAAAUCUAUUAUUAUUCAACUUAUGCUACUCAUUGUUAAAGUUUCAACGCCGAUAGAACAUUGUAGCAAGCUACAUGUAAUAUCUAUUACUUAUGGCAUUAAUUAUUAUUCAGGACACAAGCCGAAAAUGAACGUAAUAAAAGUUUGGAAUACGUCCAAAAUAAUGACAUCAAUAUUGAAAAUACUUCGAUUGAAGAUUGAAAGCGAACAAAAUUGUUAUGUUUUAGUAUCUAAUCUGUAAUAUUGAUGGACACAGAUGAAUUUUUUCAUGACGAAUAUAAACAGCUAACUGAUUAAAAGACUUUUGUCAUUUUAAGAUAGUCAUACAUUAUAUUUAAUGUACAUUUUCACAUGAUUUAUAUCUAAUAUUUAUAUCUUAUUUAUAUUUUUAUUUUAUAAUUUUAUAUUUACAUCUAGAGAAUUCUUAGUGCUACACGCACUUAGAUAUUUAUAUAAAUUAAAUGUAAUAACAAAUAUAACUUAAUUCUAAGUUAAAUAAUAUAUAAUUCAUUCUUAUUUGUACAACAUAAUUGUUACGCCACGAGGCUUACCACGGGCUGUAUUUUCUAACCGUCGCUCGCGGGUCCUACGAUGUCGCAGUCAGAU
Molecule: messenger RNA, 3639 nt
Organism: Bombus terrestris (buff-tailed bumblebee)
Lineage: Eukaryota; Metazoa; Arthropoda; Insecta; Hymenoptera; Apidae
Product: odorant receptor 4
Exons: 5
Coding region: 836-2074 (412 amino acids)
Biological process (GO): detection of chemical stimulus involved in sensory perception of smell; sensory perception of smell
Cellular component (GO): plasma membrane
Molecular function (GO): olfactory receptor activity; odorant binding
Source: RefSeq, a predicted model, not a curated record